This is a messenger RNA of Diaporthe batatas, 3750 nucleotides long. RefSeq lists its product as uncharacterized. The record is from RefSeq and is a predicted model, not a curated record. The coding region runs from base 660 to 3002 and encodes 780 amino acids. NCBI's taxonomy places the organism in Eukaryota, Fungi, Ascomycota, Sordariomycetes, Diaporthales, Diaporthaceae. The transcript is spliced from 3 exons. Gene Ontology annotation, cellular component: cytoplasm.
GUUUGUGGUCGCGUACCAACCACCAGUCUUUUCCAUAUUACCCACCCAGAGGUGCCUAACAAGCCUGACGCGAUCUGAGGUGUGUCUUGGUCUUGUAGGGGCGUCGAGGUGGUUGAUCUCGAGUCUUGCAGAAUUAUCAACGACGCCUCCAGCUGUUUGCCUCUGCCUCUGCCUGGACCUGGACCCCAACCGCGAACCACGCACCACGCACCACGCACCACGCCGCCGUUCGCACAGAGUGCAUGUCGUAGAGCAGGCCUGAUAACCUGCUCAUCUGCAGACUGCGGACUGCGGACUGCGUACUGCAUUGCAGACUGCGGAUUGGCACAGUGCCAGUCAACAGUCAGCCACCCCUUCGCUUCGCCCCAUAGCCCAGCCCAGCAAAAGAAACAAGUGCUUUUUCACGCGACAACCCAUGCGGCACCACCAGCUUUGGCCAUCAUCCCCUCCAGUUUCUGAUCCAGUCUCUUACAAGCCCUUUUCUCUGUUCACUCCUCCUACUCCUGCCAGCCAGCGCCGUGCCGAUAAACAACCCCCACGAUACCCAACCCACGCCCACGGGCUCGGCCAUACCUUCCACUGCACCCUGCGUGCAAUGUAGCUGAACUCAAGGCUGGACAACGUCUCUCGAGCCACAGACACGCGGUCCCCCUGCCACCAUGGUCAAGAUAGACGUCAACCAGGACUACUAUGCAGACCUGGAGCUGCCACAGUCGGUCGACACCGAGACCGUCAAGAAACAGUACAGAAAACUUGCCCUCAAAUACCACCCCGAUCGAAACCCCGGCAGCGAGGUCGAGGCCGGCAAGAGGUUCACCAGGAUCCAGGCAGCCUACGAGGUCCUUACCAACCCAGAGCAGAAACAGCGAUACGACAACUCGCGUCGGUCUCGCUUCCCCGGCGCGUCCGGCGUCCGGGGCAACCCAUGGCAAGAUGUCUCCAAGAACUACCCUCCGCCGCCACGCCCGCCAGGCUUCCCUCCCCAGCGCCCGCCCCCUCCCAAGAGACCUGGUAGUCAGACCGGCGCCGCUAGGUACGCCCACAUGGCGAAUGACGCCAAGUCUGCCUCCCCUCGACCCAGCCGGAAGCCCGCCGAAGAGACGUGGAAGGCCUGGGAGGAGAUGAGGCCCGGUACCAAGGCCAAGGCAACCGCCGGCCAGGCAUCUGCUUCUGGGGCAUCCGCAAGAGCCUCGAGUGCCCCCAGGCCCUCGGCAGCACCACCUCCAGUGCCACCUCGCUCUCCUCAGAAACAGCCCAAGGGGUCUUUUGGUCAUCGCGUCAGCCGUGGCUACACGCCUCAGUCGCCUAGUGGGGAUGAGCCAUCCGUUGCCGGCAACAACUAUUUCACAACCAGGACCCAUACCAAUCUCUUCACUGAGACCUCUUCAGCAGCGCAGGCUCGGCGGCGCGAGCCCUCAAACCCCACCCCUAGCUCCGAGUUUCGCGAUAGUACAUUCAUGGACACCAGGCAGAGGACGCCUUACAUGUCACACGGCGGGGAGAAACUCGACCCAUUCCAGGGCGCCGCCAACAUCAACCGGUCCCGCAGCACGCGAGAGACGAAUUCCACGUCUUACCGUCACACCGACGGCGAGGAUUCACCACCUUCCGGCGCGCGUCAACGUCGCGCCAGUGUCCCCGACAACCUAGACAACGACCCCAAGGGAAAGCGGAGGGAAGACAGCUACGUGAAUGGCGCCGCCGACCCAAGCAUAGGCACUGAUGGCUUCGACCCGACUCCCGAGGCAACAUCCCGUACCCAGCAGGAGGGUGUGGACGGCAAAGAAGGAUCCAAAUUCAGCUUUGGUGUGCAGAUCGACGAAUCAUUCACUGACCGCCACCGAUUUUCCAGGAACAGCGCCGAUAACAUCAACACUAGGUUUGUUGCUGAUGAGAGUGAUGCUACUAACUGGCAGUUCAACGCUGGAUCACCAGUCGACGAGACUGGGCGACCAGCCAUGCCGCGAUCCAAGUCUGGAAGUCGAGUCGGUCGCCAAUCGUCCUUCCGCGCCAACCACUUUCAGGCGCCCUCUGCUGAGCCUGCUAACGAGGGUGGCCCACCCCAGAACAGCUCAUUCAACCCUGACGAGUGGUCUGAGAAGAUUGGGCCCCAGAUCUUCCAGGCAUCGGGUGCGCACAAGGCAAACACAGCCCGGCCGAUCCGCAACAAUAGCAAGAAGCCAAAGCCUGUCCGUAUGACGACAGGCACGGCCGGCAUGGUUGAGUCUGAUGAGAGCAGCAGUGGGCAGGACGACAAUCUCAAGCCAACCACACCAGGGAACACGAACGGGAUCAACGAGACGGCCAGCCCUAAUGCCAUGGAUAUCGACCCUCCUAUGGACUAUCUCAGUGCGAAAGGGGUGCGCAACAUCCCCGUCGAGCCAUCGCGUCCGGAGUGGAGGGCUGGUGAUGUCAAGGGAAUGACCCCUGGUCUGACCCCUGGCGCGGUCCCCCAUGCUAUGGGAUCGGAAGAUACUGAAGAGUUCCGGGCCAGUCUCUCCGACCUGAAGAACGUGGAGCCUUUCGCCCAACGUCCCACAGGCCUGGAAUCAUUCGGAGACCUGAAAUCGACACUUCCGUUCCAGAGUGGUCCGUCAGGCCAGGCUCCCGUUGCACAGCCCCAGCCCAACCCCAAGACAAACAACCUCGGCCUUCCGGUGGCACCGAAGCCUCCAAACGCACCGCCUACGUUCGCCGUGCCGGGUCUCAAACCAUCGGCGGCUGCAUGGGAGAAGUAUGCUGUCGAGUUUCAUAAGUACCUGACGGAAUGGCACAAGUUUAACACCAAGUUCUCCGACCACUUCCUUGCAAGGAACCUCGAGGUGCAGAAAAAGGUGGCCGAUUCCGCCUGGGUCAAGUCGAGAGACUCCUCGGGUAUUCAGGAGUACCUCACGUGGGCCGAGGAGGAUCGACAGGUGCGUGCCACAUGGGUACAGGCUUGCGACAACCAUGAGAUGCAUGUCAGGGUCUUCAUGGCUCACCGGGAGAAAAUGAUGAAGUAGACCUCGGCAGACCGGCAGAGGAAGUGACUUCAUUUUGGUUCCGGCAGAAAAGCCGCAGAGCAAAGUAUCAUGGGAGUAUUGAAUUCGGCAGAGUGUUUCCCCAAACAGACUGCUUUGUACCGUCAAGGUCUGAGAGGGCAUCGAUCCGGCCGGUACGUUUGUUCAGCGAGGUCACAGUCCCUCGAUUCAGCAACAAAUGUGCUUCUCCGAAAAAAACUCUUUGCUCCGCUCUGGUACAGCUCCAUGCCUGGAUGCCCCCAGCAAAUAUGGCUCUCUUGUUUGCGAGCCGCUGGGGUCUCGGAACUGGGCCCAUCGGUGCAUACGAUGCUUUAAUAGGCUGGGAUCAAUCGUGGAGCUUCAUCGAGUUGAGGCCAACUGCGACGAGGGACUCAUGGGACACGUCAAAAUUUGUCCCAUCAGAGAUGCCGGGCUCCAUGGCCAUGGGCCGAUAAAUCCAGGGCACUUGAAGUCUCGGUGCCUGGUCGUGGAUGGCCAACGAGUAACGACGGGUUUGGGGAAACAAGUUCAUGGAUAGGCAAGGAGUGGGAAGGCGGUGUUUUGGUACAAUACCUGUCUCGCAUAUACAUUAAUGAAUCGGCAAGAGCAUUGUUCCAGCGUGUAUCUUGUUUUAAAACAGACCGGGCUCGGGGAUGGAGGAACGGUCGCCGUCCUUUGGGAGCUGUCGUCUUGGGAUAUAUUUCUCUAGGCAUAGAUCAGAUACACCGACCCUCAAAGCUUGAUUAUUGAA